GAAAAACUCGUUUUCUGACGGAAAGCACAGCAGUCAUAAGUUAGUGAAUGCAGCGGUGUCAUAUGUUACAUGGGCUUUCUUAGUGUGUCUGCUGUUUCCUUUCGUCUGUUGGAUUAUAACCACCAUUUCACGCAGCAGUGUCCGUCAGAUGUGUACCGUCUCGUUAGCUGCGUUCACGGACAGAACGGCUAACUUAGCACUCAAGUUAAUGUUAGCUGGAUGCAUCAGAUAACGGAUCAGAUAGCCAGCUAGCUCCGCCAGCUGUCCAAACACGGAGUUAGGCCAGGAGCCAAACAUGAAAAUCCGCGUAUCAUAUAAGUUUAUUUAACAUCUGAGGUUAGUUCAUUAAAGGUGUGGCUAAGUGGUCGGUGUUGUCUUGUUCGCUGGGUAACCGUUAGCCGUUGGCUGGGUGGCGUUAGCUGGGCUAAGUUAGAAAAUAACGCGACGUCGUGGUCAAAAUUGUCUCCGCUCUCUUUAUCUAAAGUUGACAUGUCGUGUAUUUGGUUAAGUCACUGUCGGACAACAGAGCUACUAUGCUGUCUGUGAUUAAACUGCCUCUGCCGAGUUGAAUAACUGACAGUGGAACACCUGGUCCAGAAAUGAAGGCACUCGGAUCCAGAUUUUCCUUCUACGCGGGCUUCGUAGUGGGGACUUUCACUUUGUACGUGUUCCUGCGGCCGGUGUGGUUCGACAGGAGUCUAUCCGCUCAACGCUCCGGAGGCUUCGAUAAACUUCAUGACUACCAGCACCAGCUAGAAGAGGAGAGGAAGGUCUGGAAGAAGGAGAGGUCUGCUCUUUUCAACCUCAAACACCCUCACCACAAAGGUGAGGAUAGUCGCAUGGCUGAUGAACUUUACAAAAAAGUGCGUAUUCUUUGCUGGGUUAUGACUGGUCCUAGCAACCUGGAGAAGAAGGCUCGGCACGUGAAAUCCACAUGGAGUCGCCACUGUAACGUUGUGGUCUUCAUGAGCUCUGUGGAUGACCCAGACUUUCCCACAGUGGGCUUGGGUACCAAAGAGGGCCGGGACCAGCUGUACUGGAAAACAAUUCGGGCUUUUCAUUAUGCUUAUGAGCAUCAUGCCCAUGAGGCCGACUGGUUCCUCAAGGCGGAUGACGACACCUACGUAAUCGUAGACAACCUGAGAUGGGUUCUCGCCAAUCACACUCCGGAAGAGCCAAUUUACUUUGGCCGAAGAUUUAAACCCUACACCAAGCAGGGAUACAUGAGUGGAGGUGCUGGCUAUGUUCUGAGCAAAGAGGCUCUACGGCGAUUUGUAGAAGGGUUUAAAAACAAACUGUGCACUCACACUACCUCUGUAGAGGACCUGGCUAUGGGGCAGUGCAUGGAGAAAGUCGGUGUGCUGGCGGGAGACUCCAGAGACACAAUGCAGAGGGAGACGUUUCACCCUUUUGUCCCAGAGCAACAUCUCACAGCAAAGUUUCCCAAGAGUUUCUGGUAUUGGAGUUACUGCUACUACCCGAUCUCAGAGGGUCCAAACUGCUGCUCGGACCUGUCGGUGUCCUUCCACUACGUAGACGCUUCACACAUGUAUUUACUGGAGUACUACACCUACCACCUACGUGCCUUCGGCUACAAGUACCGCUACCAGUCUCCUGCUCCACUGGGUUACAAGAGUGAACAGUCCAGGGACGCAGCGGGAGAUAAAGAUGAUCCUGCUUCUCAAGAGAAGGCACCGGGGGAGGCAGAUGAUAUGUCUAGGACUGACAAGAGACAGGAAGCAGACCCCCCUCCUGCCGAUGGCAAAGGUCCUCCUGCUGCAGCAGGAAAGUAACUGUAGGACUGUGUGGGUGUGUUUUCAGGGAGGGGAGAGAUGUUUGUUCUGCUUGUUUGCUUUUUCAUCCUGAUAAUCUUGGCUCAUAUCUCUACAAAAGUAGAAAAGUCCACUAAAUAUACCCAAAUACAUGCACAUUGCCUAAGGAAUUUUGAGCUUACGGACUGUUAGUAGGGCUGGGUGAUCUCACGAUUUUGGGGCAGGUGUGAAGGGUCCCAGACCACAGAGUAACCAUAUAGCCACUCUGAUCAACACAGAAUAAAAAGUGGUCUUUGUUAAAUUCAAUCAUGGUUGGAUUCAUUUACAUUGUGAAAACACUUCUUGGAUGAUUUGGACCAAUUACAGGAAAAUAUACAAGGCUAUUGACAUGUUUAAGCAAAGUACAAACAACCUAAGAUGGAAGAUAUUAUCACCAAGAUGAUUAGAUUACCAUUAGCAACACGUGAACUGUGUACAUGCAGCCACCUUUAAAACAACUGAUAUCAAGUACAGGGAAAGGCAGCAGGAUGCAGUGUGAAAGCAUAACUAGAAGUAACCACACCAAAUAUGUACAAGGUUUAAAAAAAAAGGCGAAAAGUAAAAAUAGCUUAAGUUCCUGAUUAAUUUGAAUUUGUCAUAUGAUCUGCCUUUCACAGGGAUUAUACAGAUUGUGUUAAAUAAGUAAUAACAGCUCUGUCUAAUUUACUAAACACAUUUAAUGGCUCAAGUAUCAGUGUAACAGAAUUGUACUACAGGUUGCUUGUGUGGUGGGUUAUCUAGUUUAUUUAUGCCCCUUUUUUUACAGUGAUUUUGUAGCUUUUGUCUGCUCUAAAAUAGUUGGUUUCAGUCCAAUUUAUUCUGCAGUUUGUGUAACGUAUUGUUUUUCUAGUGAAAUGACACCUUCAGACAGUGGAGCAUCACUGAAACACUGAGCUGCUGGUCCAGCUUCUGAACUCUAAUGUGCACCAAGUUUAGAUAUGUUUGGAGUUGACUUAGCUGUGAUCGGACAUUAAAGCCACCGUAGUAUUUAAUGCAGCUCUGUAAAUGUGAAUAAAUCUAGGAAAAUGUGGACAAGUGCAUCAGUGAGCUAAUUUGUUGACAACAGAAAGACACCACUCAUAGCCUAAUUCUCCAGAAAUCAGAGAAAAGAAAAGUUUGGAGAAAAAAUGUGAGAAAAUUGUUAAUCAGAUUUUUAGGUCAAAGAUCUCAGAACCAUCAUUAGUCUUAGGUGCAGCAUCUGAACUGUUCGUGGCACUAGUGCAAAAUUAAUGUUAAAUCAAACUGGACAUCAUCAAAACUAAAAAGCUUUUCUAAAAUCUAAUAAGUUGGAGUUGUUCCCGUAAAGCUUGAACCCCACAAACCUGAUCUGCAACCACAGCACCUAAGCCCAUUAGAAACCUAGGUCAAACCCUCUAUUUGACCUUUUGUCUAGAUCACCCAGCCCUAAGUGCUAGUAACGUGAACUGUGACUGCAAGGGGUCAGGAGUAACCUUGUUUUUCAGGUUAUAAAUAUCUUAUGGUUAAGACUUGAUUCCUUUUCCAUCCUAAUCCAUGUCAGCCUAUAUUUUUACAAGCCAACAUUCACGCUUUGUCACCGUUAUUAUUAUUAUUAUUGUUUUGUUUUUUUACAGUGUUUUCUUUAUUACAGUAACCCCAACCAAACUCAGUACGACCUUUUUUGUUUUAAAAAAAGACAAGUCUUGAAUGGCUGAAGUUGUAGAGUUAUGUGCCUUGAAGAUUGAUAAGACCCAACUGUGCGUCUUAAAGUGAUUAAACAUCUGUCAAGUGUUUAUAAAGUCUGAAUGCAACCAUUAUUCACUGCAGCUGGAUUCCUAUGGAUCACAGGUAGUCAAACAAGUAGAGGUCAGGUGAACACUUGCAUUGAAAUGUAACGCAUGUAUGUUUUGUCCAGUUUCUGCUAAACCUGUUUCAGGCUGUAAGUACAGGUAAUUUCACUUUACAAUUUGAUGAAUGGCAUGAUGACAACACAAAUGGUUUUUACAAUGGCUAUGGAAAAAUCGGCUUCAUUUGAGGAAACUGAAUCUGAACUGUCAUGCGUUAUGCUUCAGCGCAUAUUUAUUUUAUGGGUUUUAGAUACACAGUAAAAGAAUAGGUAAUUUCAUGUUACGUCACAGUAAAAUAUAGGUUACCAUUUAUAAAGGAAAAAAAAACAUUCUUCAGGCCUCUUCAAUUGUCAUAGCAAAAAAAUGGUUUAGUUAUUUUUGUGUGAGGACAUUUUAAUAUUGGCUAAUCCAGUAACGCUGGAGCUGUAACUGCUAUGGGAUAACACCUUAAAGCUCUAUAUCCUUCUUGAGCACUAAAUAAACACUGAGUCUUGUUUAUGGUGUAACUAUAAGCAGGUAUAAUGACAUGGAUGAACGAGCCUUCGCCUCUUGUGAGCAUAAAUACGGUACUGUAAUUAUUCUCACAGGCAUUUAAAGAACUGUACUUAAAUCUGCUUACAGCCCAUUUUAAGUGUUAUGGUGUCUUAAAUAUUUACAUGCUGCUUUCAAGUACUUACUAGAGCGACUUAGAAAAUCCAAAUUAGUACAUGACAAAUGCUUACAGCGUGCAGUGAAUCUGGGUGCUUUCAUACUUUGUGUAGUCAGCAUUGAGUUGAACAUAAGGGAUGUUUUUUCUUGUCUUGUGUUGAUUUUCUCUGGUUUUUAGGUUAAUAUAUUUGGUUGGUGGACAUACCUCGAGCUGCAUGAUGAAGUAAACUCUUACUAUUGAUCUCCCUCUAAUGAAUUUAAAAAAAAAAAAAAAAAAAAAAA
This is a messenger RNA of Sphaeramia orbicularis (orbiculate cardinalfish), 4546 nucleotides long. RefSeq names its product core 1 synthase, glycoprotein-N-acetylgalactosamine 3-beta-galactosyltransferase 1, like b (gene c1galt1lb). The transcript is spliced from 4 exons. The coding region runs from base 600 to 1793 and encodes 397 amino acids. Lineage: Eukaryota; Metazoa; Chordata; Actinopteri; Kurtiformes; Apogonidae. Gene Ontology annotation, molecular function: N-acetylgalactosaminide beta-1,3-galactosyltransferase activity. The record is from RefSeq and is a predicted model, not a curated record. Gene Ontology annotation, cellular component: membrane.